CUAAAAACCCUCUCUUCACCGAACACACUUUGGCUUUUCUCUAUCAUCAGUCGCAACCGUCUGUCGACUUUUGAUACCCAACAUCAUCUACCGGGCCCUUUCCGUUUUUGAAACCAUUUUUUCUCCUUUUAUUCUCGCAUAAAAAUCGCCAUGGCUGACCAGGCCCCACCAACCUUUAAGCUCGUCCUUGUUGGCGACGGUGGUACUGGAAAGACCACCUUCGUCAAGCGCCAUCUUACUGGCGAGUUCGAGAAGAAGUACAUCGCAACUCUCGGUGUCGAAGUGCACCCUCUCACUUUCACCACCAACUUGGGAACUAUUCAGUUCGACGUAUGGGAUACUGCCGGUCAGGAGAAGUUCGGUGGUCUGAGAGAUGGAUACUAUAUCAAUGGCCAGUGCGGUAUUAUCAUGUUUGAUGUUACCUCCCGUAUCACCUACAAGAAUGUCCCCAACUGGCACCGUGAUCUCGUCCGUGUCUGCGAGGGUAUCCCCAUCGUGCUGUGCGGCAACAAGGUCGACGUUAAGGAGCGUAAGGUGAAGGCCAAGACCAUCACCUUCCACCGCAAGAAGAACCUCCAGUACUACGAUAUCUCGGCGAAGUCGAACUACAACUUCGAGAAGCCUUUCCUCUGGCUUGCCCGGAAGUUGGUCGGCAACCCCCAGCUGGAAUUCGUUGCCGCCCCUGCUCUUGCUCCUCCCGAGGUGCAGGUCAACGCCGAGCUUAUGGAGCAGUACAAGAAAGAGAUGGACGCCGCCGCCGCCAUGCCUUUGCCCGACGAGGAGGACAACGACCUGUAAACAUGAGGUCAAUUGAUAGAUAGGGCCGGACAACCAUGAUGGCUGCGGACCCUCUCAACAUGUUGAGUUCGUUAUGCAAGUCUCGAAUUACGAUACAAUGAUAGCGGUCGGAGGACGGGCCUGAGGACGGCCGGGAUGAUUAUGCGUUUUCCAUAUAACUACUAGUAGCCUAGACUCUCCACAAAGUUCUUUUUUUUUGAAACGAUAACAUCGUUGACGGCAAAACAAAACACUCAUGUUCUGUGAUUGUUGGCUAUUUUAGGAUAGCCUAUUGAAAAACAAAAGCAUUCUCCUUCAGUCAAUUCACUGAGAGAGCGGAAAAGUCUCACUUAGGUUUAACUGAUAUAGACUAGGCGUGGUAUGUGUAGUAAUUAAAAGGGUGUGCAUAGACAUUUAUUAGCCAGUGCUAGUUGGCAAUGCGCUAGUAUUAGAUAUUAGCACUAGUCCAGUAUUAUUCCAAUGGAUUUAUAACACUCUAUGUAGAUACUAUAUGAACACUUUAUAUGAC
This is a messenger RNA of Aspergillus alliaceus, 1306 nucleotides long. RefSeq names its product Ran family GTP-binding nuclear protein. The coding region runs from base 151 to 798 and encodes 215 amino acids. Gene Ontology annotation, cellular component: cytoplasm; nucleus. The record is from RefSeq and is a predicted model, not a curated record. The transcript has 5 exons. Gene Ontology annotation, biological process: protein import into nucleus; ribosomal subunit export from nucleus. NCBI's taxonomy places the organism in Eukaryota, Fungi, Ascomycota, Eurotiomycetes, Eurotiales, Aspergillaceae. Gene Ontology annotation, molecular function: GTPase activity; GTP binding.